Molecule: messenger RNA, 1208 nt
Organism: Molossus molossus (Pallas's mastiff bat)
Lineage: Eukaryota; Metazoa; Chordata; Mammalia; Chiroptera; Molossidae
Gene: PROX2
Product: prospero homeobox 2
Exons: 3
Coding region: 108-1208 (366 amino acids)
Biological process (GO): regulation of transcription by RNA polymerase II
Cellular component (GO): nucleus
Molecular function (GO): RNA polymerase II cis-regulatory region sequence-specific DNA binding; DNA-binding transcription factor activity, RNA polymerase II-specific
Source: RefSeq, a predicted model, not a curated record
CUGACCGACUUCUGCUGCAACUCCAGCCGAGGACGUUAGGAGGAGGGAUUCCCUCACAGAGCCCCAACUAAUGCCACAGUCUCUGAGCAAGUGCCUGUGGAGACGGGAUGGAUCCUAACCCUAGUUUGCUUUCUUCUCCAUCUCGGGCCUGCGCCCAGCCAGCAGAACUUUGUAUGGAAGGUAGGAGAAACCCAUCGCCCUGUGAGCAGGGCAGAGACUCCUCCUUUUCCUGGAACCAGGUCCCUAAUUCCAGCCUCACUGACCCUGACUGGUUUGGGGAUCAGCAAGUCCAGGCAAAGAGGGCCAGAGUGGAGACCAUCAUCCGAGGCAUGUGCCUCUCCCCGAACCCCCUGGUGCUGGGCAGUGUCAGAGCCAGGGACAGCCCAAGCUGCCCGGAGAAGGCCCGGGAGCGGAAGAGGAAGCAGAGCCUUCCCAUGCAGCAGAACCCCCCGAAACCGGGCCCUGCUGGGACCCACGGCAGCAAAAAGGGGGGCCCCCAUGUGAGAGAACAGCUUCACAUGCUGAAGCAACAGCUGAGACAACUGCAAGAGCACAUCCUGCAGGCUGCCGAGUCUGGGAACUCAGCUCCGGGUGCUCACAGUGCGAAGCAGAGGAAUGGCUACGGGCGUUGGCCCUGGACUAUGGACAGCGACCAGCAGGGUUCUGGUGGGGACCUUUCUGGGGUGGAGAAACACAGGGUGGCAGAGGUUGAACACCAGCCUGAGGAACCCAGGUCUCUUUCUUCUGGAGCACGAGCUUUGCUGGAGAUUCUGAGGAAAGAAUUGACUGGGGCAGUGUCCCAGGCUGUGGACGCAGUAUUGCAAAAGUUCAACCGCUGCAUUACCUCCCAGAUGAUCAAGUGGUUCAGCAACUUCCGUGAGUUCUAUUACAUCCAAAUGGAGAAAUUUGCCCGGCAAGCAGUUUCAGAUGGCAUCAAAAAUCCCAAAAUGCUGCUGGUUCUCCGUGACUCCGAACUUUUUCGAGCUCUCAAUAUGCACUAUAACAAGGGAAAUGACUUUGAGGUCCCAGAUUGCUUCUUGGAAGUCGCCAGCUUGACGUUACAGGAGUUCUUCAGGGCUGUCUCCGCAGGGAAAGACUCAGAUCCUUCCUGGAAGAAACCCAUUUAUAAAAUUAUUUCGAAACUGGACAGUGACAUUCCACAGAUAUUCAAAUCUUCCAGCUAUCCCCAGGAGCCGUUUCGGAAUUAA